GAAGAGCCUGCUGGGGAAGCGGCUGCGCAAUAUCCGAGCGAGCUGGGGGUCGCGGGGCCGGGGCGGGGGUGUCCCGCACGCUGCUUCUGGCCUGUCCUUAACGCACCGGCACAGCUGUGCUCCCGGGACGGGGCCAAGGAGUUGGGCGAACCCCCGGCCACGCUGCCCACGGUGGGCACGAACCUGACGGACCUGACGCUGCACAAGAGGGUGACGCUGCGGGAGCUGGGCGGCUGCAUGGGCCCCAUCUGGCCCAGCUACUACGGGGAGUGCAGCGCCGUGCUGUUCGUCAUCGAUGCCGCCAACCCGACCCAGGUCUCCUCGUCCUGCGUCCAGCUGCUGUCCCUCCUCUCUGCAGAGCAGCUCGCAGCCGUGCCCGUGCUGAUCGUCUUCAACAAGAUUGACCUGCCCUGCUACAUGUCACUGGUGGAGAUGAAGUCGUUGUUCCGCAUGCAGGACAUUGUCUCCUGCGCCACGCAGCCCAUCACCAUUCUGGAAACCAGUGCACGCGAUGGCACCGGCCUGGCUGAUGUCCUGCAGUGGCUUCAGGCCACCCUCGGGGACCCUAGCUGACCUGGCCCCAGCACUUGUGCAGUGUGACAGGCUGAUGGCAGGCAGCAGCUCCUCGGUACUCCGUGGUAAAACUGAAACUGAAACCCAAGCCAUCUUUGUCUGUGUCUGCAGCAGAUCUUUGUCUCCAAGCAAUCGUGCAGCAAUUCUCAGGGUGCCUCAGAGCGCGCUGCCCUUCCCCUGCAGGCUGUGAGACCUCAGCAGAGGGAGUGCCACCUGUGGGAGGGCCCUGCUGGCUGCUUGCAUCCAGAGCAAGAUGGAGCUCUGAAACCGGAUGGACCCUGAAGGCGAAACUGUCGGCUCUGGAGCCACGCGAAGGUGAAAAGCAGAGCCCUGUGUGCUGGAGAUUAGCAAGGGGCAAAUUGAUAUCCUAUCACUGUGCUGCUGGCAGGACAUGGAGCCAGGCUGGAUUCUCACCCCAGAUAAGCAGAACCUGCUGACAUGAGCAUGUAGCUGGGUUUGGAGGCAGCAUAAAGGUGGAGUGAGAGGGUCCUCCUCUCUCCCGUGCUGGUACCUUCUGGAGCAGGAGUGGUUGCAGUGCUUGGGGCUCCCAGCUGCUCUGACCUCACAUGCCCUGCAUCACCCAUAGCUCAGUGGGGUGACCCAUGGGAAUAUGCAGGAAGACAGGGGCUUGGGGGUGUUGUGCUGAUACACAGCACUGCAGAUGCCUCUCCGGCACUCACUAUGGUUCAAAAAACUGCAGAUUAUGAGGAAAAUUUUUGUGCUGAAGCAGCCUGAUAAGCUGAUUUCUAAGAUUUGGUUUUAUGUUGUUUUCAAACUCUUGCUCAAUGGUCUGGUAGGUGUUCUGUGGGGGAUUGUUUAUCACAGAAGUGUCUGUUGAGACGACCUUCUCCUGCAGCCCCGGUUCGCCUUGCAGCAGCUUGCUCAGGCUCUCAUUCUCAGCGCAGUUUCCGUAUGGCCAUGGGACAUUUUCCCUGCUGUCACCCUCAUACGGCUGGAAGUCGACGUGAUACAUCAUCUUGCAGUUGACGCAGGGUGGCUUUUCUAUGAAGUCUCCAUUGCUGCUGUAGCAGAAGGCUCGGCACUGCACUCCAUCAGGGAAGACAAUGGCCAGAUUAUCCUGCCCGUGGUACACUGCGAACGCCACCGCCUGGUGCCACGUCCUUAGGCACAAGAUGCUAAUCAUGAUCUUCUUCUCCAUCCGCCCUUUGCAGGAGACAGAUGCUCCAUAAAAGAGAGGGAAGCCUGCUUCAUUCUUAGGUUUUCUGGGUUCUCUGUAAAAGCUGUAAGCGACAACUGCGGCUCUGAAGGUGAACUCAGUGGGCCUCAGUUUGGGUGCUCGAGUCCUUCUUGCUAUUUCCACAGCGCUAUUAAAUCCAUGCAAGAAAGA
Molecule: messenger RNA, 1921 nt
Organism: Meleagris gallopavo (turkey)
Lineage: Eukaryota; Metazoa; Chordata; Aves; Galliformes; Phasianidae
Source: RefSeq, a predicted model, not a curated record